This is a messenger RNA of Acanthoscelides obtectus, 662 nucleotides long. The record is from the annotation of a GenBank genome assembly. NCBI's taxonomy places the organism in Eukaryota, Metazoa, Arthropoda, Insecta, Coleoptera, Chrysomelidae.
AUGGAACUAAAUAUUAACUGAAACUCUACGUCGGUAAUUGCAGUUUUUGGACGUCCCGAACGUUCAUAGUCUUCCAAGCCCUUACGGCCACGUUUAAAUUCAGCUGCCCAAAUUUUCACUGUGGUAAAUGAUGGGGCAGUGUCCCAGUACACGGAAUCGCGUAGGCGUAUUGCCUUUUAAAAACAACUUAUUUAACGACAGCUCGAUACUCGAUUUAGUCCAUUUUCACAAAAACAAUCACAUCGAAUCAAUCAGACUGCGCGUCCAAAAUACCUUAAACUUUGGUCUUCGGAUACCAUCAGGAUGCUUGAAGCAGAGCAGUUGGUGAGCAGUUUGUUGGUAGGUGAAAAAGUAAGCAGGGUCGGCGUGAGGUAGGUGCGAACUGCGCCGCAAACUGAGUAAAAUAGUGGCAAAAUAUAGAAGAAAAUGAAAGAUGAGCAUUUUCUGCUGUUCCAAGAAUACCUUAGAUGCACAUUACAGACCACAGCAAAAGUUUUUACCAAGCAGCAAACAUCCUUGCGUCGGCCCUUGAAGGUAGGACAGUGGCACACCAUUAUUUUAUCAUUAUAUCAAACUGUAACAAAAAUAUAUACAGAACGAAAAAAUAAUGUAUAGACUUUAGUAUAAAAAGUAAAAUAUAUGGAACAUUCAUUGGCUAAAAA